Messenger RNA from Fusarium tjaetaba, 591 nucleotides. Its product is annotated as polysaccharide deacetylase family. NCBI's taxonomy places the organism in Eukaryota, Fungi, Ascomycota, Sordariomycetes, Hypocreales, Nectriaceae. Gene Ontology annotation, molecular function: hydrolase activity, acting on carbon-nitrogen (but not peptide) bonds. Gene Ontology annotation, biological process: carbohydrate metabolic process. The transcript has 4 exons. The record is from RefSeq and is a predicted model, not a curated record. The coding region runs from base 1 to 591 and encodes 196 amino acids.
AUGCCUAAGCGUAUUUUGUGCUCGUAUGGAGUCGAUGUUGAUGCCGUUGCUGGCUGGCUCGGCUCCUAUGGAGGUGAAGACUCACCCAGCGAUAUCUCCCGUGGCCUGUUUGCAGGAACACAUGGGACUCGUCGAAUGCUCAAGUUGUUCGACAAGUACAACAUCAAGGCGACAUGGUUCAUCCCUGGCCACAGUCUUGAGACUUUCCCCGAAGAAUGCGCCAUGGUCCGUGAUGCAGGCCAUGAAAUAGGGCUCCACGGCUACUCUCACGAGAACCCUUCCGACAUGACACUAGAGCAACAGCGGGAUGUCUUGGAAAAGACUCACAAGAUGCUCACAGAGUUCUGCGGCAAACCUCCCCGCGGAAGUGUCGCUCCUUGGUGGGAGACUAGCAAGGAGGGCGUUGAUCUGAUGCUGAGCUAUGGCAUUGACUGGACCAAAAUUGACUACAAGCAAAAGGCCGAGACUUGGAUGAAACCAUUAGUCAAGGGACAGGAUACAGGGCUUGUUGAGAUUCCAGCAAACUGGUAUCUAGAUGAGUAUGUCCACUACGCUUGCGACAAUGAUGCCGAGAAUAACCUGACACCGUGA